GUGAGAGGUCACGACGGCGCCGGGCUGAGGGCGGCGGAGCCGCGUCCCGGCCCCGGUCAUGGCGGCCCGGCGGCUCCGCGGGGCCCUUCAGCUCGGGGCGCGGCAGCGGCUGCGGGCGGUGGCGGCGCCUCCCGGGAGGUGAGCGGCGGGAGCGGGCGGGGAGCGCGGGGACGGACGGGGACGGGAAGGCCCCGACCGCGGGCCCAGAGGUCACCGGGUGCGGGGCGCGGCUCCGCGCGGAGGAAACGCCGCGCGCUGCGGGGCGGGCGCGGCCGGGACAACCCCGGGGGGAGCGCGGCGGAUCGGCGGCCGUCACCGCGCCCGGGACGCCGGGGGCGGCGCGGGGACAUCAGCGCUGCCGGCUGACCUCUGCGCCGGGGACGUGGCCGGGAGCCAACGGCAGCCGGCAGCCAACGGCUCCGCGCCGGGAUGGGGGCACGGCCGCUCCCGCAGCUCCGGCCGUCGGCGCCCCGGGGCUCUCGUUGGCGGGUACCGAAACGGGACGUUCCCUCCCGGGGGAGCGCCGCCGUGCAGCUAAAAAUACCCGCGGCGAUGGAGCGCAUCCAACCGGGGCUGCCGCGGGGACGGCGGUGACGCCGCCGGGCUGCAGCCCACCGUGGCGGUGCCGUCACCUCGGGUGGGUGACGUGGAGCUGUGGGCGCUGACGGCGGCUCUGCGGGAGGACCCCCCCUUCCCAGGGCCGUCGGGGCUGCGGAGCGGUCACCGCUUCCCUUCCCACCGGCGGCAGCGCUGUCUGCGCAGCCCUGAGCGAGGUGGGAGGUGGAGGAGGGAGAGUGCUGGGGCUCGGUUGGGUCCUGAGCUGCCCCGGCCCUGCGGAGCCGGGGAGGGGCUGUGGGCGGUUGUCCCCGCUCUGCCCAUCUGGAUUAGGUGUCCCCGAGGUCGGGUUUCCCUCUGCCUUCCUCCUCUUAUGCAACGGCAGCGCUGGCGGCGGCUGUGGCCGCUGCGCUUGGACUUUCCCGACCCAUCUCUGCUGCCCACAGCCCUGGAUUGGGAUGGAUGGGGCAGCUCUUCAACGCACCCCGUGGUUACUCCCAGCUCAGGAGGGCUGCGUGCAGCUCCAGCCGGGACCCAGGAGGAGGGGCUGCCCAGCAGAGCCGUGGGGCAGCCCCACACCGGUUCCUGCGCCCACACCUCCCUCCUGUGCAGACACACAGCACCGUGUGGCCUCGGGUUCGGCCGCCCGGCCGUCAGCACUGAGUGGGACCCACAGCGUGCGCCCACCCGCUCCUUCCUCAACCUCGCGGGGUCCUUAACCAACAAACGCAAGGAGUACUCGGAGCGGCGCAUCAUCGGGUACUCCAUGCAGGAGAUGUACGACGUGGUGUCCAACGUGGACGACUACAAAACCUUCGUGCCGUGGUGCAAGAAGUCGGUGGUGGUCUCCAAGCGGACGGGGCACAUCAAGGCACAGCUCGAGGUGGGCUUCCCACCCGUCUUGGAGCGCUACACCUCCAUCGUCACCCUCGUCCGCCCCCACCUCGUCAAGGCCGUCUGCACGGACGGGCGGCUCUUCAACCACCUGGAGACAAACUGGCGCUUCAGCCCCGGCAUCCCCGGUUACCCCCGCACCUGCACCGUGGAUUUCUCGAUCUCCUUCGAGUUCCGCUCCCUGCUGCACUCCCAGUUGGCCACCGUGUUCUUCGACGAGGUGGUCAAGCAGAUGGUGGCGGCCUUCGAGCGCCAGGCAGCCAAGAACUUCGGGCCCGAGACCCGCAUCCCCCGGGAGCUCAUGUUCCACGAGGUCCACCAGACGUGAGGGCAGCGCUUCGGACUGCGCCGGGGUCAACCCCGCCCCCCCCUUAAAUAUUUAUUUGAGUGCA
Gallus gallus (chicken) is the source of this 1841-nucleotide messenger RNA. It is a transcript of the gene COQ10A, whose product is annotated as coenzyme Q10A. The transcript has 4 exons. Gene Ontology annotation, biological process: cellular respiration; ubiquinone biosynthetic process. Bases 929 to 1777 code for a protein of 282 amino acids. The record is from RefSeq and is a predicted model, not a curated record. Lineage: Eukaryota; Metazoa; Chordata; Aves; Galliformes; Phasianidae. Gene Ontology annotation, molecular function: ubiquinone binding. Gene Ontology annotation, cellular component: mitochondrion.